AAUAUGCCGCCUGUUAUUAAACCAUAUGACAAGAGUAGGAUCUGGUAUGUGGCAGCUCGAUAUGAAUAUGAUUACUACAAGAAGAACAUAGGCGGACGUCAGUUUGUAAUUGGAAAUGGCUCAGUGGUGUCUGCUGGAGGUAUAGAGUACACAAAUGGACCACUACAGCCAGGGCAGUCAUAUCUGGUUUAUAUCCGCGUCAUUGGGAUUGGAGAUGAUGGGGUGCAGGAGUUCUCAUCAGUCAGUAAGGCUACAAGGUACACAACUGCAUCUGCAAAGAAUGCGUCAUCAUCUGGAGGAUCAUCAAAUUCUGUGCUGAUCAUUGCAGUUGCUGUUACACUAAGUGUCAUCAUUUUUGUGCUAAUCAUCAUACUUUUUGUUUUUCUGAGGAAGAAUUACAGGUGCACUAUACAUAGAAAUGAGAUGAAAUCAGAGGCUAUAAGAUAUGAUACCGUCAUUAGCAAUUCUAAAGCAACAUCUGGAACAAGAGAACGUUUGAAGAAAAGCAAUGAGAUAAUGACAGUUAAUAGCUUAUACACUACUACAGGUGCAGGCAGCAGUGCUGAAUCACGUGCAUAUGAAGAGGUUGGAAGCGCCGCAGGUCAGCACAACAGGAUACACGAGGAACCAUUGUAUGAGAGUAUCGAUGGCGAAUCGGCACUUUAAUCUCAAUGUAGUAAUUGAGAGAACUCUCUGGUAAUGAACUGUGGCCAUGGCUUGUUUAGGUUUAGAUCAAAUGCAUUUGAUAGUGUUUGUGUUCUGACUCUAUGUUUGAUCUGGUCAUUAAUUGUUAGUGUGUUUGUAGCUACGUAUUUCCGCGCAUUUAGCUGCAGGGCUCUUAUUAGAACCUUUGGUUCUAUGUGCCUUUGUACGUGUGGUUGAGGAAUAGAGUAUAGAAGCCAUGGAAUUCCCUAGAGGAUAUUGCA
Messenger RNA from Corticium candelabrum, 926 nucleotides. RefSeq lists its product as uncharacterized. The transcript has 5 exons. The record is from RefSeq and is a predicted model, not a curated record. NCBI's taxonomy places the organism in Eukaryota, Metazoa, Porifera, Homoscleromorpha, Homosclerophorida, Plakinidae. The coding region runs from base 4 to 666 and encodes 220 amino acids.